CCUGAUGCAUGUUGGGAUAAAGAAAGGGGACGCAUCGCAGAUUUCGGAGGUUUGGUUAGGCGAGUCGUUGAAUUGCCAAUGAUUGAGGCUUAGAUGGUGACUGCAAUCAAGCUAGUAAUUGAAUCUGAAAACUGCUUAUCACCCAUUCAUAACACAAUCUGAGCGGUGCGACACGUUCUCCAUAAAUACACUUUUGUUCUUGUUUUAAGGUCGUGUUAUUGGUGAAUCUGUUGAGACAUGGGGGGCGACAAGCGGAUUAGUCGCACAGAGCGAAGCGGCAGAUAUGGCUCGGAUCAGUCACGUGGCGACUCGGAGUGGCGGGAGAGAAGAGGACGUGACCAGGACCGAGAACCGGACCGAGACCACGAUAUGCGGCGCUGGGGUGAAGACAGACGCGGUGACCGCUAUGACGGAGACCGGCGAGGAAACCGAGACCAGAGUCCAGAGAUCUACCAGAGAGAGCGAAAAAGGCGGAAUAGUGACCGAUCAGAAGACGGCUAUCACUCUGAUGGAGACUACCCCGAGCAGGAUUUCCGUAGAGAAGCCGGAGAUGAUAGGAAGAGCAAGACCAUCAUGCUGUGGGGGCUGCCUCAUAACAUCACUGAGGAUGAAAUUCGAGGUGCAAUUGAACCCCUGGAAGGCCCACAGCCAGUAGACAUCAGGCUGGUGAAGAAAAAGACAGGUAUAAGCCGAGGUUUCGCCUUCGUGGACUUUUAUCACUUGCAAGAUGCUACCCGAUGGAUGGAGACCAAUCAGAAACGUCUGACAAUCCAAGGCAAAUAUGUGGACAUGCAGUACAGCAACCCCCGGAACAAGUUUGAAGACUGGCUAUGUAACACUUGUGGCCUGUACAAUUUCCGGAGGAGGCUGAAGUGCUUCAGGUGUGGAGCAACCAAAGCCGAGGGUGAAGGCGGCGGCCCCUCCGGAGUCUCUGAGCCCCAUCCCACGCCAGACUUCUACGGGGACACGAUCAUCCUCAGAAAUAUAGCCCCUCUGACCACGGUUGAAGCCAUCCUGACACUGUUGGCGCCCUACGCCAAUCUCCUGCCCAACAACAUCCGCCUCAUCAAAGACAAGCUGACGGGACAGAACAGAGGCUUUGCCUUCGUGCAGCUCUCCUCUCCUUUGGAGGCCUCUCAGCUGCUGACGAUCCUGCAGGGGCUGCAACCUCCGUUGAAGCUGGACGGGAAGACGAUAGGCGUGGACUACGCCAAGAGUGCCAGGAAGGACCUCCUGCUUUCCGACGGGAAUCGUAUCAGUGCCUUCUCCAUGGCCAGCACGGCCAUCGCUGCCGCCCAGUGGUCCUCCACUCAAGCACAGCAGGGCCCGGACGCCAUGUCGGAGUACAGCUAUCUGCAGGAGGGCUACGCCCCAUUGUCUCAGGACUUCCAGGCGUACUACCAACCCGCCGCUGUGCCAGAAUCCUCCCAGGCCAACGGCAUACUAGGAGCGGCCCCUGUUGCAGCCGGGGUAAUCAUUUCCCAAACCGCGCAGGUGUACCAGCCACAAAUCAUCGGGCAGCCGGCGGUCAUGGCCUCUCGCGUCGGCCACCUGCCGGACACAGCCCACCAUCAUGGGCCACCGUCAGCUGCCACAGCCGUCUGCGGAGCAGCUGCCACCACCACCGCGCCACAUGCCUCCGGACAGAAUCCUCACUCUGCUGCCCCGGACAUAUCCACCUAUCAGUACGACGAAUCCUCUGGCUACUACUACGACCCACAGACGGGCCUGUUCUACGAUCCAAACUCCCAAUAUCACUACAACGCCCAGACCCAGCAGUACCUUUACUGGGACAGCGAAAAGCAGACGUACGUCCCCGCUGCGGCCGACGCAAGUACGGGCGACGGCAUGGCCGCCCCCAGCAGCGCAGCAGGCACCAGUAAAGAGGCGAAGGACAAGAAGGAGAAGCCCAAGAGCAAGACUGCACAGCAGAUCGCCAAGGACAUGGAGCGCUGGGCCAAGAGUCUCAACAGGCAGAAGGAGAACUUCAAGGGCAGCUUUCAGCCCGUCAGUCACGAGGAGCGGAGAGAGGCAGCCGCCGCCGACGCCGGCUUCAGCCUGUUUGAGAAGAAGCAGAUGGGCGGUUUCGAGGACGUCGUGCCAGAGCUACCGAGAGGAGUGGAGGAAGAGCUACCGUCCUCCAGCUCUGUAAACGCAAGCAAGUGUGGUCUAGUGGCGGCCUACAGUGGGGACAGUGACCCUGAGGAGGUUGCCAGCGCGGAGCAGGACUACGGCGGAGAAGACGGUUUGACGGACUGGAAGAAGAUGGCCUGCCUGCUGUGCAGGAGACAGUUCCCCAACAAGGACGGCCUGGUCCGCCACCAGCAGCUCUCUGACCUGCACAAGCAAAACUUGGAAGUUCUCCGUAGAUCCAAAUUAACCGAGGCCGAGCUUGAGGAGUUGGAGAGGAAGGAGACUGAGUUGAAAUACAGAGACCGGGCGGCUGAACGCAGAGAGAAGUACGGCAUCCCCGAACCUCCAGCUCCUAAGAAGAAGAAAUUCGCUGCGCAGCCGCCACCAGUCGUCAUUAACUAUGAGCAGCCCAAUAAGGACGGCCUCAACAGUGACAAUAUCGGCAACAAGAUGCUACAGGCCAUGGGCUGGAGAGAGGGCAAAGGGCUCGGUCGAAACCAGCAGGGCAUCACCGCCCCCAUUCAGGCUCAGUUGAGAACGAAGGGAGCCGGUCUCGGAACCAAAGGUAGCAACUACAACCUCACCGCCUCCGACACGUACAAAGACGCAGUCCGCAAAGCCAUGUUCGCACGCUUCACUGAAAUCGAGUGAGGGAGUGGUGUCGAUACGUUCUCCCUCCCUCUGCUCCCUCUGCUAUUGGACAACUGGCCCACUGCUAGGAGCAACAUGAUGUCCUUUUCCAAUACAAGUCGACUUAUGAAGAAGCGUGUUUAGGACUGUAAUUAAUUUGUACAUAAGCAGAGUGUUUUACUGUUUUAAUGGUUGUUUUUUUCUGGUCCUUAUUUGUCUGAGCAUGUUAACAUUAAUUGUACAGGGUUUUUUUUAAUGAAAAUAUUGUCUCAUGUUGUACAUGAAAUAAAUGACAUAAGGCAGUC
Molecule: messenger RNA, 3068 nt
Organism: Gadus morhua (Atlantic cod)
Lineage: Eukaryota; Metazoa; Chordata; Actinopteri; Gadiformes; Gadidae
Gene: rbm5
Product: RNA binding motif protein 5
Exons: 25
Coding region: 238-2784 (848 amino acids)
Biological process (GO): mRNA splicing, via spliceosome
Cellular component (GO): nucleus
Molecular function (GO): RNA binding
Source: RefSeq, a predicted model, not a curated record